CGCCAUUGCAGAAGAAAAAACCCUAAUUUCUUCUAGGAAUCUGAAUUUGUCCAGGAGAAGCAACGAUGGGUACUUCGAGUUUUAGAAAGUCUCGGAAACCAUCAUAUACCCUCUGAACCGGAGCUUGCAUAUGAGUUCGUCUUCAUAACUGGAGCUAAAUUUCACGAAGAAUCGGAGUAAAGGUCGUAUUUUCUCGCUUGGAUGUUAGGCUCUGUUUCCUUUGUUUGUUAAUGGCGGGUUUAUCUUCGCUGAAAAGGGUCAUUGAUUCUUCUCUAUACCGAAGAAAGGCUGGGCAUUUUUCUGGCGAUUCGGGCAUUGCUUCGUGGGUUUUUGGCUGUCUGAAUAUAAGAGCUUUUUCAUCUGUUGGUGACGUUGGAAUUGAAACUGGUAAUGGGCAAAAACAGGAUGGACAGAAACUCCAUCAAGUCCGAUGUUUGCUCAAUGAGUACGGAUUCACGCCUGAACAAGUAACCAGGGUUUCCAAGUCUUUUCCAUCAGCAUUUUCCGCAAAUGUGGAAGUACUUUCACCAAAGCUUGCAUUUCUAAGGUCUAUUCUGGGUUCGAAUGAUGAUGUUGCAAGGAUUAUUUCUGCAAAUCCUAAAAUGCUUGCUUCUAGUUUGAAGAACCAGCUCCUGCCAAACUACCAGUUCAUCAAAUCCAUUCUUGAACAGGACGAGUUAGUUGCUAAGAGCAUUAGACGGUCCACGCGUAUCUUAUGCAUCGACAUUCAGAACAAUUUAGGUGCUAAAGUUUCAUUCUUUAGAGAUAACGGGGUCCCCGAUACUUCCAUCGCCAAAUUGAUGGAGUACUCUCCAGGUACAUUUGCAGUGUCCUUUUCUAAACUCGAGGAAUCUUUGAAGAAAGCAAUGGCUCUCGGGUUUGAACCUUCGAACCCCAUGAUUGUCAAUGCUAUCAGGGCUAUAUGUCAGAUUAAUGUAUCAACUUGGGAUCGGAAAGUUGAGCUCUAUAGAAAAUGGGGUUGGUCUAAUGACGAUGUUCUCCGAGCUUUCAAGAAACACCCUUUCAUCAUGUGUAUCUCAGAGGAGAAGAUAAACAAGGGGAUGGAUUUUAUGUUUAAUACAAUUGGUUUGAGCCUUUCAGAUAUUGUCAAGUACCCAAACAUCAUGUCCUUCAGCGUGGAGGAGAGAAUCAUACCUAGAUUUUCUGUCGUUGCUCUUUUGCUCUCGAAGGGGAUUCUGUGUGACAGCCCUUCCAACAUCUCUACUUACUUUGGUGCAAUUAGGGCAAAAGAGGAAGCUUUCGUGAAAAAGUUUGUCGAUAAAUAUCCGGAGCAUGUUCUUGAAGUUUGGCAAAAGCUUCGGCGGAAAGCCGCUGUUUGAGUUAGGAACGUUAUUCUCACUACAGAUGCACAGCAGUCGGAACCCUGCUCUUCUAUCAGAUGGAAAUUCUUGCUGGUGGCUUUACAUCCUUUUAUCAUCUUCUUCCUUCAUAUGAGAUCAGAUUGUCAAAUCUAAUAUUGACAUUGGUGUCAACUGAAACAGAAUUUUUUCAUAUGUUUUCUUUAUGCAUAAAUUGUGGCAGUGUUUCUGUUCAAGUUUUCUGAUCAGAGAGCUUCUUUGACAGAUUCUCACAUAAACUUUCUUGUUUUGAAUGUAACGAUUACUGAUUUGAGGGGGAAAGUCAAGGAGGUUUUGUGA
Messenger RNA from Tarenaya hassleriana, 1658 nucleotides. RefSeq names its product transcription termination factor MTERF5, chloroplastic-like. Bases 231 to 1340 code for a protein of 369 amino acids. The transcript has a single exon. The record is from RefSeq and is a predicted model, not a curated record. Gene Ontology annotation, molecular function: double-stranded DNA binding. NCBI's taxonomy places the organism in Eukaryota, Viridiplantae, Streptophyta, Magnoliopsida, Brassicales, Cleomaceae. Gene Ontology annotation, biological process: regulation of DNA-templated transcription; chloroplast organization. Gene Ontology annotation, cellular component: chloroplast.